GACGAUGAUGGAGCAAACAGAGCUGGUGGAGAAUUUCAGGACUCAGAUGAAAGAGAACGAGGACGUGGCUUCCGCGGUCACGGCCAUCCGCACUCUGCUGGAGUUUUUGAAGCGAGACACAGGAGAAACGAUCCAGGGUUUGCGGGAGAAUCUGACCUCAGCUAUUGAUACUCUGACCAACGAGGAUUCUUCAGUGGCGGUCUCGUCGGGCGGUGAACUUUUCCUGCGUUUUAUCAGCCUGACGUCUCUCGAACUCCCGGAUUACUCGAUGUGUAAGAAGACCAUGAUAGAGAGAGGAGAGCUUUACCUGAAGACGAUCUCCGACUCCAGAAACAAGAUCGCAAAACUGUGCCACACGUUCAUCAAAGAUGGAGCUAGCAUUCUGACACACUCCUGCUCGCGGGUGGUCCUCCGGGUGCUGCAGAAAGCCGCCGAAGCCAAGAAACGUUUCAGCGUUUACAUCACGCAGUCACAACCUGACUGCUCAGGUCACAAGAGCGCAGAGGCUCUGAGAAAACUGCACAUCCCCGUCACAGUCAUACUGGACGCUUCUGUCGGUUACAUCAUGGAGCAGGUGGACCUGGUGGUAGUUGGUGCUGAAGGAGUGGUGGAAAGUGGCGGCAUCAUCAAUAAGAUCGGAACUUACCAAAUGGCCGUAUGCGCCAAGGCUCACAAUAAACCCUUCUACGUGGUGGCUGAGAGCUUCAAGUUCGUCCGGCUUUAUCCCCUCAACCAACAAGAUGUUCCCAAGAGAUUUAAGUACAAGGCUGAAGUACAGAAAUCCAAGGACCUUGCGUCGGAGCAUCCGACAGUGGACUACACACCACCGGCUUUCAUCACCCUCCUGUUCACAGACCUGGGAGUGUUAACCCCGUCCGCAGUCAGCGACGAACUGAUCAAACUCUACCUGUAGUUGCCAACAUGGACAUUUAAUGUGAGUGACCCUGCACCACAGCGCUGGACAGUGGGGAGACCGGAGCAGCUUCCUGUGCGCAGGAAUUGGAAAUUCUGCAACUACGUCAGUGUGAAGACAGGAUGAGGGAAACACAGGACCAUUAUUGGUGGCUUCCUCUCCCCUCAGUCACUUGGCCGGGGGGGUGGGGUAGUGAGUUGGGGCCAGAGACGUAAGCAAUGUGUCCAGGGCAGAGUGGGGUUAGGAGAGGGGCAUAAACGAAGCCAAGCCUGAGACACUGCCCUUAUCGGGGAGAACGAGGUUUAUUAAGCUGACGCUCUGAGCCCAGUGUGGAAAGUUGGUGUUUGGUGUGGAUUCAUGUCCUGAUUUUGUAGCAAAUGCGGUUUAUCAACUGCUGCAGCCAAUAAAAUCAGUCAACCCCC
Molecule: messenger RNA, 1335 nt
Organism: Callorhinchus milii (elephant shark)
Lineage: Eukaryota; Metazoa; Chordata; Chondrichthyes; Chimaeriformes; Callorhinchidae
Gene: eif2b1
Product: eukaryotic translation initiation factor 2B, subunit 1 alpha
Biological process (GO): translational initiation
Cellular component (GO): eukaryotic translation initiation factor 2B complex
Molecular function (GO): guanyl-nucleotide exchange factor activity; translation initiation factor activity
Source: RefSeq, marked provisional